CGCUGUCUGGUGAAGAUGGCUGAGGAUGAGGAUGAGGAUUAUGUUUAUUUCGGGUCCGCGCUGGAGCCGCUGGAAGAUGAAUCAACCAAGAAACCAGUUCCUCUGCAGGAGCAGACGGUCAAAGAUGAGAAGGGGAGGUACAAACGCUUUCAUGGGGCUUUCACUGGGGGCUUUUCUGCUGGCUAUUUCAACUCGGUGGGAUCAAAAGAAGGAUGGGCACCUUCAACAUUUGUAUCUUCACGGCAGCAAAAGGCAGAUAAGCAGGUCUUCAGUCCCGAACACUUCAUGGAUGAAGAGGAUCUCAAGGAUCAUGGAAUUGCGCCAAAAGGAAUAACAACGACGGAUGACUUUGCCUCGAAGGCUAAAGACAAGAUCCAGGAGAAAUCACGAGCUUUGGCAAGCGUGGCUGCUCCCAUUCCCGGGGCCACCAUGUUGGAUGACCUGAUUGCUCCAGCAAAGAUAACAAUUGGUGUGCAGUUACUGCGGAAAAUGGGCUGGAAGGAAGGACAAGGGCUUGGACCACGUGUGAAGAGGAAGCCUCGGAAGCAACAGUGUGAUACAGGUGUGAAAGUGUAUGGGUGUUCCUUGCCUGACGAAGAUUUGGAUGGAUCGCAGGAGGAAGAGGAUGAGUAUCAGCCUGAAAAUGUCACCUUUGCACCAAAAGAUGUGAUGAUGAUAGAAUUGACAGCAAAGGAUGACCGGCACGGACUUGGGUACAGUGGAAUCGAUCCUCACAAGGCUUUGUAUGGAGCGUCAAGAGAGGAGUCCAUUAGCAUGUUCAACACAGACUCCAACAGGUCAAGCAGUCUACUGGGCGAUGUGCAAUCCGGCAAAGGGAGAAAACUCGGCAUCACCGGGCAGGCAUUUGGUGUGGGUGCUCUUGAGGAAGAUGACGAUGAUAUUUACGCCAGGGAUACAUUGUCACAGUAUGAUACGGUGCUGAGAGAGGAAGAGCCAGGUGAUGGGCUGUAUGGCUGGACAGCACCACAGCAAUACAAGAAAGCAAAAGGUUUGGAGCCUCAGACGGGAUAUAUCGGAAAAUUGUUGGAGGGCUUCUCGUUGGGAUCCAAGUCGACUAAACCCAAAAAGGUUUACGGCCCUCCUGAACUGCCGAGGGACUACAGGCCUGUUCACUACUUCCGACCAGUCGUGGCACCAGGGACUGUCAGCACUGCAAUGGCGCAGGCACUUGUGGCAUCAGUAGGGCAGCUCAGCACCGAGGCGGGUCCAAAGGGCCGGCACCAAUUGAACGCAAUACGGAGACGAGAGCUGCUUGGAGAAGAUGCUCUGCAAGCAGGCCCUUGCUCCGUGUUUGAGCUUCUAACUGGAAAAGACAAAGAGAGGCUGAAGGAUGUGCAGCAGCAACAGGCUGCAAGCUGCGCUUCUGCUUCCUGGGAUUUAUCCAGUCGAUCCCAGGCCCUGGUCGCGGAGAAGGCCCGGGCUUUACCGCUCACUACACUUGGUGGAGAAAGGGUCAAGGAUUCGAGUGAAUUUAAACCCUUUCUGAAGAACCCUGAGAAGCAGAAGAGAUAUGAGGAAUAUGUGGAGAAGCUUAACUCAGGACAGAACAAUGCCCUGGCCAGCAGCCUGGAUCCCAACAUGACAGAAUGGGAGCGAGACCGGGAACAGUACGAGUUUAGCCGUGCAGCCAUGUUGUAUCGUUCCACCAGCAACUCACUAUCAUCCCGCUUUACACGCGCCAAGUUUGCUGAGGCCACAGACAAGGUGGAAGUGCCUGAGGAACAGGAGAGUGACAUCAAUGAUAAAGAGUCUGCAGUGAAAAUGAAGAUGUUCGGGCGUCUCACCAGGGACAAGUUCGAGUGGCAUCCAGAGAAACUUCUCUGCAAACGAUUCAAUGUUCCCGAUCCCUACCCAGGGUCAACAAAGUCUGGGCUCCUCAAGGUUAAACGGGACAAAUAUUCUGUGUUUAACUUUUUGACCGUCCCCACAGCUCCUACACCCAGUGGAAUAGAAACAAAAAGGGAAAGUGUACAACAUGACAAUGUUCUGAAAUCACCUGAAUCCAGAAGAAGGUCCAGGUGGGACCUGUCGGCAGAGGACAAAGAGAAGGAUAUCAUUGAUCGUACUUCUAAUCUGAUUGGUUUGAAUACUGCAGCAGAAACAAGAUUAACACAACAUACAGAGAAAGAAAUCGAACAGGACAGAGAAAAUAAAAUUGCAGAGGAGGUAGAUGCUGAGGAGGAAGAAAACCGGCCGUCCAUGGACUUAUUCAAAGCUAUCUUUGCCAGUUCAUCUGAGGAAAAGUCUUCAUCUUCCUCCUCCGAUGAGGCAGAUGAGGAUGAAGAUGAGGAGCCCAGUGAAGUGGACCCCCCUCCUGGAGUGCAAGCUACAGUGGAGUCGGUACCGCCAAUACCCACCUCAGUCUGUCAACCAGUGAAAGAGCCUGAUCAAAACCCACAAACUGCGCAGUGUAGCCCACAGAAACCCACAGACACACAGGAAUUCGGGCCCAGGCUCCCCCCAGCUCUGCUCUUCGCUGAAGGUAACUCCCGCCCAUCGCCCGAUUACAACACGGGUUCUCCAGUAUCGAAAUGCAGGUGGUCAGAGGAAUGCAGUAGCAGCACAGCUCAGCAGAAGGACAAACAGAAAAAGAAACACAAAGACAGACAGAAGGGAAAGAAAGCAAAAAAGGAGAAGAGAAAGAAACACAAGAAGCACAAACACCGAUCAAAACCAAGGAGCAGGAACCCGCAGGACAGUGACAACAGCUCAGGAGACUCCAGACCACAGCAGGGUAGUGGCGGGAGUGACAGUGGCAAAGAGGGCAAAGAGCCCCCCUCUGUGUCCCAUGCAGAUCUGCUGAAGCGAUUGAAAAAUGCUCCGUUGAAGAGACGGUGAGACAGGGUGGCAGUGAAGGGGAUGGUGAGGUGGGAAGCUGAGUAGCCAGUCACUCUGUGAUAACCUGCAUUCUCCCCAUGUUCACACUGCAUUGUGUCCUGACUGUUAUUGGCUGGAAGCUUUUCUUGUAAAUUGUCAAUAAUGGCCCAAAGAAAGGAAGCUAGACAGGGAACACUAAUGCCGGUGACUCUGACACAGAAGAGCUCAGCUCACUGACCUGUCAGCAUCACAUGCCUUCUACAAAUUCCACCUUAUAUAUUUUUUUGAUUGUAACCAACUGUGAGAAUGUCAUGAGCCAGUUUGCUCGAAGCACCUGGAACUGUUGUGAGCUCCUGUCUUAAUAUAUCUUCCAGUCAGAUAUUACUGCAAUUGUUUUGAUUUUGCUGCAGCAUUGCCUGUGUGGCUGUCAGUGUUAAUUCUAGAUUGCUAGCCUCCAUUGUGGUGCUCAGUACCUUUACCAGCACAGCUGGAAGGAUCAGGAUGAAUGAGAGAAGGAACUCCUCCCACUACAUCCCUUGCCUGUCACCCCAAUGUAUUUAUUGUGAGUGUCUCUCAUUCUCCCGCAGAUUAUUCUGAUUCUCUGCUGGCUUACUGAGGCUGCUGGAACUGUUGUGACGUAUUUUAUUUAUCAAAAUUAACUCCACAUGAAUAUUGUGAUCAAAGUCAGAGAUAACUAGAGAUCUUGGCCAGUACUAGGGCUCACUGGUUGGUGCUGGGUAUAUGGAGAGGGGAUGAUCUGUCCCACACUAAACUAUUGGUACUGCGCUGUCAGGGGAUGGAGUGACAACGCAUCCUCCUACAGGCUGAGCUCUUUCUUUGGCUCCUGAGAAGAGACUGAAUACCGUCCCACAUGGAUUUUGAAGCAAGAGAUUCCCCAGGGACGCACUCAGCCCAGCUCCCAGGGAACGACUUCAGAGCAACUGGUAGAACAGGUCCAAUCCCUUGCUGGAGUGGGGGGGGGUGGGGAUGGGAGCACAUGCUGGUGUGCAUGUGGAGCUUGUUGAGUACAAAUUGGCUGCUGCGUUUCCUAUAUCACUACAGUGAUUAUACUUCAAAAAAUACUUCAUUGACUUAGAAGCGCUUUGGGAUGUCCUGAGCUUGUGAAAGGGGCUAGAGAAAUGGCAGUCUUUCUGUAAUUCUCACCAAAGAAAUGUUACUGCAACUGAGGAAGCUUAAAUGACUAAAGACAAUAUAAACAAACAGUCUGUCAUACUGCUAGAAAUGAAUAUUCUGCUGUCAAGGUCUAGCAGGGACAAUUAAUCUCAUGUACAGUAAAUCAAAAUGUGAAUGAAUUUGGAUCUAAAUCCUUGAACUUUGUACGGUUUUCUUACUGUUUUAAAUAAAGUCU
Carcharodon carcharias (great white shark) is the source of this 4207-nucleotide messenger RNA. It is a transcript of the gene gpatch1, whose product is annotated as G patch domain containing 1. Gene Ontology annotation, molecular function: RNA binding. Gene Ontology annotation, cellular component: nucleus. Gene Ontology annotation, biological process: mRNA processing. The transcript has 20 exons. Bases 16 to 2859 code for a protein of 947 amino acids. The record is from RefSeq and is a predicted model, not a curated record. Lineage: Eukaryota; Metazoa; Chordata; Chondrichthyes; Lamniformes; Lamnidae.